Molecule: messenger RNA, 741 nt
Organism: Pectinophora gossypiella (pink bollworm)
Lineage: Eukaryota; Metazoa; Arthropoda; Insecta; Lepidoptera; Gelechiidae
Exons: 4
Coding region: 159-695 (178 amino acids)
Source: RefSeq, a predicted model, not a curated record
UAUGUAGAGUAGAAAUCAUUACGCGGAAAAAUAUUUAUCCUGUAGGUACUCUGAACUUACAGGCGCUUCUAUUAGAACGUAUUAUCUACGUACUUCAAUAAGUUAGUCAUAAUUACGACCGCAGGCUGGUUAGUAUUAACCAUUUUGUUGUCCUCAAAAUGUUGAAGUGUGUGCGGUUGUGUAGUUUAAUUUUAUUUUUCUGCUCGAUAAAAUGUGAUGAUCUACCAGAGGAUCUUAUCAUAAUACCAAAUUCUAAUGUUAUUAACUUCAAUGAAUUUGAAGUCAUAAAAUAUGUUUGUAUAGCUGGGAACAGAACAACAAAAUAUACCGCUAAUUUGUUUUGGUAUCAAAUUAUGAGUACAGUAGGAGCAUUGCCUGUGUUACGAGCCAGAAAUGAUGUCAAAUAUACAGCAGAAAAUAGCGACUCAAAAAGACUUGAACUAAAUAUAUCAUUACUGAAAGAUUCAAAUAUGUCAAAGAUAUACUGUUUACAAAGAUAUUUUGAUUGGGAUGCAGGAAAGUACUACAAUAUUGCAAAAAGCAAAAGUAUAUUGCUAGUUCUCGAGGGAACUGACAUGACCAAUGACAUAAUUACCAAAUAUAAUACGAAAACGCAAGUAUCAACAACAGAGAGAGUCAACAAAAAGGAGUUAGCACCUGAUGGCCUACGAGACAAGGAGACAUUCAGUGUAUAAUACUACAUACAUACAUACAUAAACAUACGCCUAUGUCCCACUGGGG